UUACAGCUAUUUUUAUAAUUUCUAAAACACUUGCUCAUUACCCAAAAUCUUUUUGGUCAUUCAGUAAAUUACUUAACUCUCCAGAAACUACAUCGCUAUCUUCAGACCUUCAGUCCAGAGGCAGUGAUAUAAUUUUCGAAGAGUUAAGUAAUUUGCCAAAUGACCAAAAAGAUUUUAG
Dentiscutata heterogama is the source of this 178-nucleotide messenger RNA. Lineage: Eukaryota; Fungi; Glomeromycota; Glomeromycetes; Diversisporales; Gigasporaceae. The record is from the annotation of a GenBank genome assembly.